GAUGGUACUGUGCAUUUUCUUUAGUCAAUUUUUCAAUAACUCUCUAAGCAAUUAAAGAUGCAAACGCCCGAAAAGAAUCGGCAAACGAGCUUUUGUGUGUUCUAGUUUUAACCUUUCUUCAAAUGAAAGUUGUCAAGAGAAAAGUAUAAUCUAUAGUUUGUACUGGUUUUUGCCAGUGUUAUGGAUGCUGAUGUUCUUGCUGAAAGAAUUUUAUGUGACUUGAAAAAUACUUUUAAUAAGGAUCCUCUUAUAGAUGAAUUUGAUAUAUUACCGGUUCAUGAAUCGACAAGAAAUACCUGUCCUGUCAUUCAUAUAGAGCACAAAGUUGCAUUAGAGGACUGGUGUGUGAAGCAUGUUUAUGUAUAUGCAUACUCAAAUUUCUUUUCCUGGAGGAAAAAACCUCAUAAAAUUGAUCCAGAUAAUUUGCUAAUUUGGACUUGUGCCAUUUUGUUGAUUAAUCCUGAAAUUGAAACAGUUUGGAAUGCAAGAAAGGAACUUUUGUGCCAAAACUUGUUGCAGCCUUCAGAUGAACUACGGUUUACAGAAAUUGUCCUGAGUCGUAAGCCGAAAAGUUCACAAGUAUUUGCACAUAGAAAAUUUGUAUUAUUAGAGCUCAGGAAGAAAAGCCAAGUUUCUUCAUGUAUUUUACAGCAAGUUAUUGAGCAUGAAUUUUUUGUUUGCACUAGGGUUGCUUCUUUAUAUCCAAAUAAUUAUUAUGCAUGGUGCCAUCGUUCAUGGUUGAUGCAAGAGAUACUGCAUUUAUGUGUCAAGAUUAUUUCAGAAGAGCUUCUGGAAGUAGAACACUGGAUAACUUCUCAUAUUUCCGAUUACAGUGGCUUUCAUUACCGUCAAUUCCUCAUUUCAUCACUUCGCAAGAGAAGCACAUCAAAGCAAUCCUCACGUGAAUCAUUGUCUUGUCCCAUCCACUCUGCGAAUUCGGAUGGUGCAAAGAGCAACUGCCAUCUUUCAGUCAUCAAUGACAGAGAACUAGCUGCCUUCAAUAACGCCCUGGAGAAAGAAUUGGUGCUACUCAGCAGUUUGCAAACUGUGUAUCCCGGGCAUGAAACAUUAUGGAAUCAUCGUCGAUACAUUUUACAUGAGUUCCAGCUCCUCAACACAAAUGAUGGGUCUUGUCCUCCCAAGUUUAAGAAUACAGGUGAUUCGUUUGAAGAUGACAAGCAACGCAAGAGGAACAAACUGGAAUGCGAAAUUCACAAAAAAAUCGACUGGGAUUUAUUGAAAGAAGAAGCUUUUUUAGCCCAAUCCAUGACAUUUUCCAAACACAAUGAUUGGGAAAAGAUACUGAUUGCAAGACAUGUGAAGUGGUUACAAAAUGUUAUUUUAUGGCCUGUUACACUGCCAAAUAGUUGAUGUUUGAGUAUUUUAAGUUUUAAGUAUAGUUGUGAAAAAUUGUUUUUGUUAAUAAAUAUGAGAUUUCUAUUCUUUACUUAAUUUGUUUAGUUA
This is a messenger RNA of Uloborus diversus, 1464 nucleotides long. It is a transcript of the gene temp, whose product is annotated as protein prenyltransferase alpha subunit repeat-containing protein 1-like. Lineage: Eukaryota; Metazoa; Arthropoda; Arachnida; Araneae; Uloboridae. Gene Ontology annotation, biological process: protein prenylation. The record is from RefSeq and is a predicted model, not a curated record. Gene Ontology annotation, molecular function: protein prenyltransferase activity. The transcript has 7 exons. Bases 181 to 1371 code for a protein of 396 amino acids. Gene Ontology annotation, cellular component: cytoplasm.